UAUGUAGAAGAUUUGGAGGGAUUUAAAUUCAAGAUGGCGGCAAUAUGGUGGUAAUCAUUGGCGUUAAGUAAACGUUAGUGUGCGUGCCCGGUUGUUAUUGUGAAAGAAUUCAACAUUAAAUAAUAUACAAUUGAUUGUAAAUCAUAACUAUUAAAAUUCUAUAAAUCUCGAGUAAUUCUAAAAAUAAGAAAAUGUCGAAAGCUGAAGAAAAUGCAGAGACAGGUGAUGCUGGAGAUAAUUCCAACGACUCUUCAGCUGAAACAUCGUCCUCAAGAGGUGGCGACUUUGAAACUAAACUAGAAACUGAUCGUAGUAAGCGAUUUGAAUACUUACUUAAACAAACAGAAAUAUUUUCUCACUUUAUGACUAAUAACCAAAAAGAUAAAACAAGUCCAUUAAAAGUAAAACCCGGCAGACCACGAAAACAACCAGUUGAAAGCAAAGACGCGUCUAGUGAUCAUAGGCAUCGAAAAACAGAACAAGAAGAAGAUGAAGAGCUUCUUGCUGAAUCUAAUACGAGCGUAGCUCCAAUUACACGCUUUGAAUCAUCACCUCACUACAUUAAGUCCGGAGAAUUACGAGAUUAUCAAAUCAGAGGACUUAAUUGGAUGAUUUCUUUAUAUGAAAAUGGAAUCAAUGGUAUUUUGGCUGAUGAAAUGGGUCUUGGAAAGACCUUACAGACGAUAUCUUUACUUGGAUAUAUGAAACACUUCAGAAACAUUCCUGGACCUCACAUCGUUAUUGUUCCCAAGUCAACAUUAGCUAAUUGGAUGAAUGAAUUUAAGAAAUGGUGUCCAUCUCUUAGAGCAGUUUGUCUAAUUGGAGAUGCUGAGACUCGUAAUACCUUCAUCAGAGAUGUAAUGAUGCCCGGAGAAUGGGAUGUAUGUGUUACGUCUUAUGAGAUGGUUAUAAAGGAAAAGUCUGUAUUUAAAAAAUUUAAUUGGCGAUAUAUGGUCAUUGAUGAAGCUCAUAGGAUAAAAAAUGAGAAAUCAAAGUUAUCAGAAAUUCUUCGAGAAUUCAAAACGACUAAUAGAUUAUUAUUAACUGGUACACCACUACAGAAUAACCUUCACGAGCUUUGGUCACUACUAAAUUUCCUUUUACCUGAUGUAUUUAAUAGUUCUGACGAUUUUGAUUCAUGGUUUAAUACUAAUAGUUUUUUAGGUGAUAAUUCUUUAGUUGAACGACUUCAUGCAGUUCUCAGACCAUUUUUACUGCGACGUCUAAAGGCUGAAGUAGAAAAAGGUUUAAAACCGAAGAAAGAAAUUAAAGUUUAUAUUGGUUUGAGCAAAAUGCAACGAGAAUGGUAUACUAAAGUACUUAUGAAAGAUAUUGAUAUCGUUAAUGGAGCUGGAAAAAUCGAAAAAAUGCGAUUACAAAAUAUUCUUAUGCAGUUGCGAAAAUGUUGUAAUCAUCCGUAUCUAUUUGAUGGUGCAGAACCUGGACCUCCUUACACUACAGAUGAACAUCUUGUAUAUAAUUGUGGUAAAAUGGUUAUUCUUGAUAAAUUAUUGCCAAAACUCCAGCAGCAAGACUCUCGAGUACUUAUAUUCAGUCAAAUGACAAGGAUGUUAGAUAUUCUGGAGGAUUAUUGUCAUUGGCGUGGAUUCCAAUAUUGUCGUUUAGAUGGUAACACAGCUCAUGAAGAUCGUCAACGACAAAUCAACGAAUAUAAUGCACCAAACAGUGAAAAAUUUAUUUUUAUGUUAUCCACUCGUGCUGGUGGUCUUGGAAUCAAUUUAGCGACAGCAGAUGUAGUCAUUAUUUAUGAUUCUGAUUGGAAUCCUCAAAUGGAUCUUCAAGCUAUGGACAGAGCUCAUCGUAUUGGUCAGCAGAAGCAAGUCAGAGUAUUUCGGUUUAUCACGGAAAAUACUGUAGAAGAAAAAAUUGUUGAACGAGCUGAAAUUAAAUUACGACUUGAUAAAUUAGUUAUUCAACAAGGAAGAUUGGUGGAUGCUAAACAAACAGCUUUGAAUAAAGAUGAAAUGUUAAAUAUGAUUAGACAUGGUGCCAAUGAAGUUUUUGCUUCAAAAGAUAGCGCAAUUACUGAUGAAGACAUAGAUACAAUACUACAGAAAGGAGAGACGAAAACUGAAGAAAUGAAACAAAAAUUAGAGAGUCUUGGAGAAUCAUCUUUAAGAAAUUUCACUGUUGAUGCACCGACUGAUUCUGUGUAUCAAUUUGAAGGUGAAGAUUAUCGUGAAAAACAAAAGAUCUUAGGAAUUGGUAAUUGGAUUGAGCCACCUAAACGUGAACGUAAAGCCAAUUAUGCAGUUGAUGCUUAUUUCCGUGAAGCUUUAAGAGUUUCCGAACCGAAAGCUCCUAAAGCACCAAGACCACCAAAACAGCCAAUUGUACAAGAUUUUCAAUUUUUUCCACCUCGACUUUUUGAACUUCUUGAUCAAGAAAUUUAUUAUUUCCGUCAAACUGUUGGAUACAAAGUUCCAAAAAAUCCUGAACUUGGAUCUGAUGCUGCGAGGAUACAAAAAGAAGAACAAAGAAAAAUUGAUGAUGCUCAACCGUUGACUGACGAAGAAGUUGUUGAAAAAGAAAAAUUAUUAACACAAGGUUUUACUAAUUGGACUAAAAGAGAUUUCAAUCAAUUUAUUAAAGCUAAUGAAAAGUAUGGUCGAGACGAUAUUGAGAAUAUUGCCAAAGAAGUUGAAGGAAAGACUCCUGAAGAAGUUAUGGAAUAUUCUGCUGUCUUUUGGGAACGUUGUCAUGAACUUCAAGACAUUGAUAGAGUUAUGGCACAAAUUGAGAGAGGUGAAGCUAAAAUUCAACGUCGUGCUGGAAUUAAAAAGGCUUUAGACGCAAAAAUGGCUAGAUAUCGUGCACCAUUCCAUCAACUUCGAAUUGCUUAUGGUACUAACAAAGGAAAAAAUUACACUGAAGAAGAAGAUCGAUUUUUAGUAUGUAUGUUACAUAAACUGGGAUUUGAUAAAGAAAAUGUUUACGAAGAAUUAAGAGCAACAGUUCGUGCAGCACCACAAUUUAGAUUCGAUUGGUUUGUAAAAUCAAGAACAGCUUUAGAAUUGCAAAGAAGAUGUAAUACCCUUAUUACCCUAAUUGAACGUGAAAACCAAGAAUUGGAAGAACGAGAGAGACAAGAAAGACGAAAGAAGGGUGGUAAUGUCGGAGCUAAACCAGCUGGAAAACGAAAGCAAGAAAAUCUACCAGCACCACAAGAAAAACCGCGCAAGAAAAAGAAAUAAAUUAAUUUUUCAUUUUUGUACGUCAUUUAUUUACAUUUUUCUAAUGCAAAUCUACUUGAUGAUCAAUCAACUACGACUGUAAUUUUGUAAUUUCAUUAUUUCAUUAAAAUUGAUAUCACUCUUUUAGUAUUAAUUAAUAAAUAUUUUUAAUGACUUAUUUAAUAAAAAUAUUCAACCAUAAUGAUUGCAAUCAUUUUCUAUCGUAUAGUUGUAAACUUGAUUAGUUGGUUUUUAAUAAUAUUAUUUAGAUUAAG
This is a messenger RNA of Chelonus insularis, 3469 nucleotides long. It is a transcript of the gene Iswi, whose product is annotated as Imitation SWI. The coding region runs from base 192 to 3215 and encodes 1007 amino acids. Gene Ontology annotation, molecular function: DNA binding; ATP binding; ATP hydrolysis activity. The record is from RefSeq and is a predicted model, not a curated record. Gene Ontology annotation, cellular component: nucleus; chromatin. NCBI's taxonomy places the organism in Eukaryota, Metazoa, Arthropoda, Insecta, Hymenoptera, Braconidae. Gene Ontology annotation, biological process: nucleosome organization; regulation of transcription by RNA polymerase II. The transcript has a single exon.